AUGAGGCUUCAUGGGCGUAUAAAGAGUCCUAAUUUUGGAAUCACCCGGCACCCCACAACUCAACCCUCCGUCUCCUCACGCGCCGUCAACCUCUCGGCAGAGUUAUUUCUUCAACUGUGGAAGUUGAGGGCGGUGCUGGAUUUGGACGCCGAUCGCCACCGUGAGGAGCAGAUCGGACGAGGGAAAACGAGGACGCGCAGUGGAAGUCGUGGGGAUCUCGGGGAGGACAGGGAAGCGCAAGAGCAGGGCAUGGCUGGUAGAAGGAACAACAACAACGGAGAGAUGGGGGGUCAGAACAACCAGUUUUUAGAAGGACUUACUGCACUCCUACAUGAGCAGAGCCGCAUUCAUGGGGAACAGAUUCAAAAAUAUAUUCUCACAGAUGCGGACAAGGUCAGGUGUGCAAUAUUCAUGCUCCGGGAUGAUGCUCGGGUAUGGUGGGAGGGUGCGCGGCUGACUGUAGAUCCGACUAUUUUGACUUGGGCUGGUUUCAAGGAGGUAUUAUAUGGGAAGUAUUUCACAGUUGACAACCGGACACGAUUGGCACGGGAAUUCUUGGAGCUUCGUCAGGGAGAUAUGACGGUGGCGGAGUAUGUCAGGAGAUUCGAGAGAGGACGCUAUUUCGUACCUAUGAUUACCAGUCAACCAGUCGAAGAAUUGAAGCACUUCACCGAAGGGUUGAGGCCGGCUAUUCGCCAUGAUGUCAGGCUGAGUCGGGUCACCACAUUCAGAGAGGCAGUUGACCAAGCACUGAUGUCCGAAAGAGACAGAAAUGACAUGGUCACGGAAGCUCAGAACAAGAGAUUGAGUUAUCAGGGACGAGAUCAGCAGGAGCCGGGAAAGAAGAGGUCAGUUCCUAGUUCGAAUCCAGGAAAGCAGUCGUUUAAGCAGGCGCAGCCGCGACAGCAAAUUCAGAAGACACAAGCAGCUGAAGGCACUGGUGUCAGGGCUGAAAACAAGGUUCGCUGUUCCAAGUGCGAGAAGAUUCAUGCUGGGCAGUGUUUGACGGGUACAGAUGCUUGUUAUAUGUGUAAGAAGUCAGGCCACUUCGCAAGAGAAUGUCCACUGCUGAAGGAGCCAACCAAAGGGAGAGUAUUUGCGAUGACUCAAGAGCAGGUGGACCUGGACACAGCUAUUAUCACAGGUAUGAUUUAUAUCGCCAAUAUUCCAGCCCGUGUAUUAAUAGACUCUGGAGCUACACAUUCCUUUAUAUCUGAGGAUUUCCUCACAAAACUGGGCAUUAUACCUGAACGAAUGGUGGCGGGAUACAGUGUUUCAUUACCGUCAGGGGAGGAAUUGCAUAGUAACAGGAUGAUAAAGAAUUGUCAGAUGAUGAUGCAAGAUCAUACUGUAGGCGCGAGGUUCAUCGUGUUGGAAAUGACAGAGUUUGAUGUGAUCCUUGGCAUGGACUGGCUAGUUCAGCACGAGGCAGUCAUCGAUUGUAAACAGCGGACGGUUAAGUUGAAGCUACCAAAUGAAAAACUCCUCAUUUUUCAAGCAGCUUCACCGAUAGCUGUUCCCCACAUGAUCUCCAUGUGUAAAGCUCGACGAAUGGAUUACCGGGAGCUGAAUCGGGUGACAAUCAAGAACAAGUACCCAUUGCCCAGGAUUGAUGACCUGUUCGACCAGUUACAGGGAGCAACGGUGUUUUCAAAAAUUGAUUUGCAUUCAGGGUAUCAUCAGAUGAAGGUAAAGGAGGUAGAUGUGCACAAAACAACAUUCAGAACCCGAUAUGGGAAUUACGAGUUUCUGGUUAUGCCAUUCGGACUCACAAAUGCCCCAGCAGCAUUUAUGGACUUAAUGAAUCGGGUAUUUCACUCCUACUUGGAUCAGUUUGUUAUUGUCUUCAUUGAUGAUAUAUUAAUUUACUCUCGAAAUUGUCAAGAACAUCGUCUGCAUUUAACCACGGUGCUACAGACGUUGAAGGAUCAUCGUUUGUAUGCCAAAUUUAGCAAGUGUGACUUUUGGCUGAAUCAGAUUCCAUUUCUAGGGCACAUUGUCUCAGGAAACGGGAUAGAAGUGGAUCCGGCCAAAGUUGAGGUAAUUCGGAAUUGGGAUACGCCAAAGAAUGCUUCUGAGAUACGGAGUUUCUUGGGGUUGGCAGGUUAUUAUCGAAGGUUCAUCCAUAAUUUUUCCCGGAUUGCCUUGCCGCUGACCUCGCUGACUAAGAAGGGGGUAAGAUAUGAAUGGACAGAUCGGUGCCAGAAAAGCUUUGAGGAGUUGAAAGGAAGAUUGACGACGUCACCAGUGCUUUUGAUCCCGGAUGGUUCUGGACGGUUUGUGGUGUACACUGACGCCUCCAAAACUGGAUUGGGAGCUGUGCUUAUGCAGAACGGGAAGGUCAUUGCGUAUGCCUUACGUCAGUUGAAGGUACAUGAGCAAAACUAUCCCACCCAUGAUUUGGAGCUAGCAGCGGUUAUAUUUGCUCUAAAGAUCUGGAGGCACUACUUUACGGGGAACGAUGUGAGAUCUACACAGACCACAAGAGUUUGA
This is a messenger RNA of Zingiber officinale, 2493 nucleotides long. RefSeq lists its product as uncharacterized. Lineage: Eukaryota; Viridiplantae; Streptophyta; Magnoliopsida; Zingiberales; Zingiberaceae. Gene Ontology annotation, biological process: proteolysis. The transcript has 5 exons. The record is from RefSeq and is a predicted model, not a curated record. Gene Ontology annotation, molecular function: aspartic-type endopeptidase activity; zinc ion binding; nucleic acid binding. Bases 1 to 2493 code for a protein of 830 amino acids.